Molecule: messenger RNA, 1450 nt
Organism: Heterotrigona itama
Lineage: Eukaryota; Metazoa; Arthropoda; Insecta; Hymenoptera; Apidae
Source: the annotation of a GenBank genome assembly
AUGGAAAGUUGGCCUGCGUGUUGCUCGUACCAUAGGAAUUUAAACGGGGAUAUAGGUAUAAGAACACGGAGACGGGGAGUCGUUCGCGGUAGUGUGAGGCAUAAACGCGCCGGCACCACUCCCAGCGUGACCACCAUUGCGACACAGGACACAGGAUACGGCCAUGCGCGUCGCGGUGAUCUUGUUGGCGUGCAUCACUGCGCUGGCUUCGGCCCAAUUUAACCAAGAUGACAAUUUACCACCAAAAGGACCACCCCUACGAUCAGCUCGUUUCCAAAAGUUGCCAUCUGCUCGACCAGCACUUCCAACACAGGCUGCACUUGCGAAUCAACGAAUUCGCCGUCCAAUUACUUUUAGACCAAAAGGGCCCGAGGAUUCUAUCGGGACAGGUCCAGGCUUCACGGCGAUCAGAUCAUUCCGACCAAGUCUACCCACAGGACCGGCGCCACUUCCUCAACAGAUCAAACCAGUAAAUGAGGAGCCAGACGAGGAAAUCCGGAAUCGUGAAUUGCCUAGAGAUCACGAUCAUCAAGAUGACGAUGCCGACUUAAGCGACGAGCCGCUCGACAGCCAGGAGGAAAGCGAAGAAAACGUACCAUCACGUGGCGUUUCAAAUCUCGGCUCUGUGGCAAAAACGUCCGCUAUAAUUGGCCCAACGGUACAACCGGUGCAAUACCGUCCUCUCUCAGGAAAUCCAAGUGGCAGAGGAAGUAUAAUACCAACAGCGCCAGCGCCAGUUCAGUAUCGACCAACAGCAAAACCGAACAAACUAAGGAAACCGAUAGAAGAGCCAUUUAAGCAACAGGUUAAACCAUCUACAAAAUCAGUAAAUCCAUCUCAACCUUACGACACUCGCGGAAAGAAGCCUGUUGCGCAGAUUAUCAGAAGAUAUCGCAAUGAUAAUCCGGACGGUUCGAUCACCUGGGGUUUCGAGAACGACGACGGAUCAUACAAGGAAGAAAUAAUCGGCGUCGAUUGUAUCACUAGAGGUAAAUACGGCUACAUCGAUCCCGAUGGUAUUCGUCGAGAAUAUACGUACGAGACUGGCAUCAAAUGCGACGAGGAACAACGAGAAGAAGACGAGAACGGUUUCGUUGAUUACCAAGAGAACAAACUGGUACUACCCGAUGGUAAAACUAUCGACCUAUCGAGUAUGGGUAAAAAACAAGCUCGUAGACCUCGUUACCGUUAGUAAUCAUAUCAUUUUAUAUAAUAUAUCUUCUUUUAUUCCAUUUCGAACGAUCGAAACAUUGAUCAUUAGAAUUUGGGAAAGAAAAAAAAUUCUCGUGAAAUCCUCCUCUCAUAAUUCCUCACUUUUGAAAUAUUUAUACCAUUUUACUUCGAGUACUGGAAAAGAAAGAGCUUUAUUAAGUAAAAUGUAAGUAACAUAAAAUAACAACUUAAAUUACUAAUCAUUACAGAUUAUAAGUUAGAACAUUACAGUUGGUGA